UGUCAUACUGACAAGUGGCAACACUGCGAGAACGAACGUCGUCGUCCUUCCGACCAGCGACAUUUUUGUCGGCUGGUGUAUUCAUUUUAUCAAAAAAUCCAAUAAAAAGCUGUGAAAAUGUUGGGCCGUCUAGCACCGGGUGUGUGCACCCAGGUAACCAUGGUGGUUAACCAUCAGCAAAGCCGAAAUAUGGCUACCUUGAAAGCCAUUUCUAUUCGUUUGAAGUCGGUUAAGAAUAUCCAAAAGAUUACCCAGUCCAUGAAGAUGGUGUCAGCUGCCAAAUACACUCGUGCUGAGCGUGAAUUGAAAGCAGCUCGCCCGUAUGGUGAGGGUGCUGUGCAAUUUUACGAGAAGGCUGAGGUAGCUCCACCUGAAGAUGAGCCCAAGCAGCUCUUCAUUGCUAUGACAUCUGACAGGGGUCUUUGCGGAGCUGUGCACACUGGUGUGUCAAAGGUGAUUCGUACCCGCCUAAGCGAGCCUGGAGCAGAGAACAUCAAGGUUAUCUGUGUGGGAGACAAGUCCCGUGCCAUCCUGCAACGACUGUACAGCAAACACAUCAUCAGUGUUUGCAAUGAGAUCGGUCGCCUGCCGCCCACUUUCCUGGACGCGGCGCGCAUCGCUAACGCGAUCAUGACGUCGGGCUAUGACUUCGGCUCCGGCAAGAUCAUCUACAACAAGUUCAAGUCCGUCGUGUCGUACGCGCAGUCCAACUUGCCGCUCUUCAGCAGGAACGCUGUUGAGAGUGCUCCAAAACUGGCUGUUUACGACUCCCUCGACUCUGAUGUAUUGCAGUCUUACAUGGAAUUCUCUCUCGCCUCGAUGCUCUUCUACGCACUCAAGGAAGGAGCUUGUUCCGAACAGUCCUCCCGCAUGACGGCCAUGGACAACGCCUCCAAGAACGCCGGAGAGAUGAUAGACAAACUGACGCUGACCUUCAACAGGACCCGCCAGGCCGUCAUCACCAGAGAGCUCAUCGAAAUUAUCUCUGGUGCUGCUGCUUUGGAUUAAAAACAACAAUUGUCUAUGGUUUUCGAUUGGCGGGAAUAUUUAAUCUGUCACCCGUCACGAUUACCAAAUUAUAAAAUCCGGUUGGCGACAAAUUAUGUUUACUAUAUUUUUUUUGUUAAAUAUUUAUUGCAAUCCAUAGCUUACUAUAAGUAUGAAAUAUCGUAUUUGAAAAUAAUGAAAAAUGGUAAUAGCUGAAUUCUGAUUCCAAUGAAUGCUAUCGUACCAUCAGUUUAAGAUCACACAUUUAUCUUACUGCCAUUUUUUUUUUAGUGAUGUAUGAUAACCGACAUUCCCGAACGAGUGUUUCUGAGUAUUUGUAAAUCGCACGCAAACACAUAACUGGCUUAUCCACCUUUGCAGAUAGUUUUUAACACUCAUUCGAUUCUUUGGCCGUUUAAUUUAAUUGAAGUGAAUUUCAUGUAAGGAUAAAGUGGUGGUUAGCAUUAAAAAGUACUGUUUAGUA
This is a messenger RNA of Pararge aegeria (speckled wood butterfly), 1471 nucleotides long. It is a transcript of the gene ATPsyngamma, whose product is annotated as ATP synthase subunit gamma, mitochondrial. The coding region runs from base 118 to 1008 and encodes 296 amino acids. The transcript has 7 exons. The record is from RefSeq and is a predicted model, not a curated record. Lineage: Eukaryota; Metazoa; Arthropoda; Insecta; Lepidoptera; Nymphalidae. Gene Ontology annotation, biological process: proton motive force-driven ATP synthesis. Gene Ontology annotation, molecular function: proton-transporting ATP synthase activity, rotational mechanism.